Molecule: messenger RNA, 2857 nt
Organism: Lasiosphaeria miniovina
Lineage: Eukaryota; Fungi; Ascomycota; Sordariomycetes; Sordariales; Lasiosphaeriaceae
Exons: 2
Coding region: 312-2732 (806 amino acids)
Source: RefSeq, a predicted model, not a curated record
AUCUGUGGAGCACUAUUCCGUAUGCCUGAGUCGCGCAAUCGAAGACUUUGAUGCUCGGACCUGGUUGUCUCUCGAACACGCAAACCUAGAAUCCGCGUCUCGAUUCCGUGUACCGUCUCGAUUCCGUGUACCGUCUCGAUUCCGUGUACCCGUCUCGAUUCCGUGUACCGUCUCACUUUUGUCCCUUUCCGACUGGGGCUAGAAGGACACGCUCUCUGCUAGCUUUCCUCACGCAAGCGAACCUAGACCGCGACUAUGGUGGCGUUUUGCGCGACCGCAUUUCCAGCUGAAUCAAGCCUUCCGCAAUAGGAAUGGCCGACUCGUCGGGUUCCGAAAGCCGCCCCCCACUCGACGCCUCGAACGACGCCAUGGAGGCUCUGGACGCACCCGGCUCUCAGCCGCCAGACCUUCAGUGCUGUUGUGGGAGGGACGGUUGUGUCUUUUUGAGACACAAUUGCUCUGUGCUACAGAGCGUCGAACGCGAUGUGCACACGGCGGCAAAAAUGGGCCAGACGUUGCUUGCCCGCCACGAAGCCUACAUGGCAUCCGUCGAACGCGACCGCGUCGAGCUCGCAAGCCGUAUCGAGCAACUAGAACAGGACAACGCCGACCUCGAAGCCCGCAACAGGCAGGCCAACAUGGAGAACCACAGUCUGCGCGACGAUCUCGACCAGCUCAACGAGACAGUCAAAGAUGCCGACACCAAGAUCGAGCUGCUGGAGGCCACGCUUCGGGACUCUCAGCGCGAGAUAAGAAGACUGGAGAGUGCCGCGGCCCGGGCGGCCAACCUCGAGCGACAGAUUGCCAUGCUGGAGGAGGAGCAGGCAACCCUCCAAAAGACCAUCGUCCACACCCAGGAGGAGGCACGCACGGCCAUGUUCCGCUGGAGACAGGCGGAGAGGGGUAUCAACGACCUGCAAGACCAGCUGGAACGCAUGGAGAAAGAGGCCAGGGAGGAGCGCGAGCGCCAUGUCGAGGUGCUCAGCCGCAUCGAGCGGCAGCGCGUCAUGGAAAACGAACUCAACACGGCGGCAGGCAGGCUUAAGGGGGCAGCCGCGACGAGGUCAAUGACGGACGGCAAGAAUAAGGGCAACGUGGUGUCGCAUUUCGUCCGCGACAUCCUGCAGGACAACGCCACCCUGCAGCUGGGCAUCUCCGAGUUGCGCGAGAUGUUGAUGAGCUCCAACGACGAGAUACAGUUGCUCCGAGAGCAGCUUUUGUACCACCAGCCAGUCGAUAGCCAGGUCGGCGCCAGUGCCUCGACACCAACACUGCGGGCCGAGCUGGAGCUGAAAGAACCCCCAGCACCUUCGCCUCCAAGGGUGUCACAAGAACUCCACGUGCACCAUCACUACCAUGUUACCCACAAGCCAGAGUCGAAGAAGCCCAAGAAGAAGAGACAAGGACUCACUCCGGGCACUUUCACUCCGCCGCAUAUAUCGGCACCCUCUACGCCUCGCCUCUCGGCCAUGACAUGGCAAAAUCGAGGAGUGCUCGCGGCCGCUUUUGUUCCCCACGCAUCCAAAGACCCGUCCUCGACAUCUUCGAUGCAUGCAAACAAUCGCUGGUCUCUGAUCUCGGAAAGCCCGUCAGAAUUGGCCUCCUCGGCCCCAAGUUCUCCCCGGAACUACAACCGGAACUCAAUGUUUGACAGAGCUCUUAUGGAAAGCUCGCUUCCCACCUCACCAACGACUAGCAUCGACCCCUUGUCGCCCACUUGGAGGGGUUUCCACAGGAAACAAGUGUCAGAGCUAUCUACUAGAAGCAUAUCUGCUGCAGUUGCUCUUCCAGUGGAGCAGGCGCCUUCUAGCAGUGGCGACCAGCCGCCAGCUAGAAAUCCACGACCGCACCCUUUAGCAAAACUGAUCGUGGAUGAUCGCCCAUCUCGAAAUGCUAUUGCAUCAUACACGACCGAUGAUAUCCCUGAUCUAGCACAGACCGCCCCCUCAGCCGACGACACCACAAUCGACACCCCUAGUACUGAUGGCGACGGCCAUGAAGCCCAGUCGCCGACCCUUGAGCCAGAAGACUUUGACCCAAGUCUGGGACGUCGCCCACGCACGCUACACCGCGCGCUCUCCCACGAAUCCAUUAUGUCCCUUUCCAACGGGAUGGACAUACACACGCUUAAAGUCCGGCCUAGCCAGCUGACUCUGCGGCCGCUUGGUGUGACUGCUGCCGGCACAAAUGUGAGCGCCAUCACAGCCCGCCCGACUAUCUCAAGGACAAGUACCAGAGGAAGCAAGGGGAGCGUUUUGCUGCGAGACAAUCUGGCUAUGGCUGGCCUAGGGUUGUCCCUGCCAAGCGCGCGAGCCGGCGGGAGAACCGUCUCCGGCCCUGCCGUCCACACGAGAAACUCGAUCGCGACGCGGCAGUCUUCUAGCGCCCUGGGCAGAAUUGUUUCUUGGCGGCCAUGGGGCGGCAACAUAAGCGCCAGCCCGUCACCUGAACCCAGCCCAACCGCUACCCCCAUCCUCAGCACCAUCACAGUCACGCCCGCUCUCGCCAGUCCAAACUCGGCUUCCUUGACGAGUAAAGCGGCCCUGGGGUCACCCCACGACAGCCUUUCGUCAAACGACACGUUCCGGGCGCCGGGCAUCAAUCAGCCUGGCGUGAUCCCGGGCUUUCACGAAUAUUGGGCUGCACACCAACGCCGUGGCCCGUCCAGUAAAGUGACACCCAACGACCUCGACCAUAUUCAAGAAGCGAUGCGCGAAGUGCUCGAGGAUUGAACGGCCGUCGUACGAUGUUGCUGUAAACCAUUCCUGCAUUGCAUAAGCGUGGUGUUGGGGGAUAUAUUGAAGGAGAUCGAACUACUCUACGCACAUCUUUCGUUUGUUUGCUGCGAUACCUUUUC